AUGCCUUCCAAUCUCAGCGGCACCUGGAACCUGCUCAGCAGCGACAACGUCGAGGGCUACAUGCGGGCCCUAGAUAUUGACUUUGCCACUCGUAAGAUAGCCAAGAUGCUGAAGCCACAGAAAGUGAUUGAGCAGAAUGGGGAUUCUUUUACCAUCCACACGAACAACACCUUCAGGAACUAUGUUGUGAAAUUUAAAGUCGGAGAAGAAUUUGAUGAGGAUAACCAAGGCAUGGAUAACAGAAAAUGCAAGAGCUUGGUCACCUGGGACAAUGACAGACUCACCUGUGUGCAGAAGGGGGAAAAGAAGAACAGAGGCUGGACCCAUUGGAUUGAAGGGGACCAACUCCACCUGGAACUGUUCUGUGAAGGACAAGUGUGUAAGCAGACAUUCCAGACAGCUUGA
Rangifer tarandus platyrhynchus (Svalbard reindeer) is the source of this 405-nucleotide messenger RNA. The record is from the annotation of a GenBank genome assembly. NCBI's taxonomy places the organism in Eukaryota, Metazoa, Chordata, Mammalia, Artiodactyla, Cervidae.